GCAUGGUGGGCGCCCAUGCCAUGGCGCAGGCCAGCCCGUGAACCCCCGCCACGCCAAUGGCAUCGCGCCAAGUGUGGAAACACCGGCCACCCGGGCCUCUUCUAUAUAUACACACCUCUGCACACAUCUCCUUGCAUCGCUGUGAUCACGACACAGAACGUACAUCCUUCAGUUCAGCUCGCCAUUGCUAAGCCUGAAAGCUUCCUUCGUAGCGCACUUGGGAGCUGGAAGAUGAGGAGGUUUUCUCUACAUGCCGUGAGAUAUCUCGUGCUGUGGAUGCUGCUGCGGUGUGGCCGUGAGCUCGUUGCAGCGGUGCCUCCUGGUCAGUCUCGCAACCAUGGCUGGUACGAUUACACUGCAUACACCGACUGCAGAGGGCAGCCGGAGCCGGCGCUGUACAACGGAGGGAUUCUGAGGUUCGGCAACAGCGACGACCCGACCGGCUACCGCACGACGGAGACCGGCGUCUUCUCGCCGGCGUUCGUGGUCUACAACCUCAACAAGACCACCAUGUACACCUUCUCAAGCUGGGUCAAGCUGGAAGGCGCGUCCUCUGCUCUGAUCACGGCGAGGCUUGCGCUGGACAACGCCGGCGCGCGGUGCAUCGGCACGGUUCUCGCGAGGAACGACUGCUGGGCCUUCCUCAAGGGCGGCUUCGUCCUCGACUGGCCAACACAAACCUCAGUUAUAUUUUUUCAGAAUGCUGACAAGACCCCUAUGAAGAUCACGGUCGCGAGCGGUUCGCUUCAGCCGUUCACGUCGGAUCAGUGGUCCAUGCACCAGAAAGACACGAUCCGGAAGAGGAGGAAGCGGAUGGCUACCAUCCACGUUGCCGAUCAGCAAGGCGGCCGCGUGGUUGGCGCGUCCGUGUCCGUGAGACAAACCGCCAAGGACUUCCCGUUCGGCUCGGCCAUCGCCUCCACCAUCUUGGGGAACCAAGCCUAUCAGAAAUGGUUCGUGGAUCGGUUCAACGCGGCGGUGUUCGAGGACGAGCUGAAGUGGUACUCUACGGAGCCCAUGUCGGGGCAGCUGCGGUUCGACGUGCCGGACCAGAUGCUGGCGUUCGUGCGGUCGCACCGCGUGAUGGUGCGAGGGCACAACAUCUUCUGGGAGAACCAGGACGCGACGCCGAGCUGGGUGAAGGGCCUGUCACCGGACGACCUCCGCGCCGCCGUCAACGGCCGGAUCCAGAACCUGAUGACCCGCUACCGCGGCGAGUUCGCGCACUGGGACGUGAACAACGAGAUGCUGCACUACAACUUCUACGAGCAGCGGCUGGGCGCCAACGCGUCGGUGGAGUUCUUCAGCGUGGCGCAGGACGCCGACCCGCUCGCCACGCUCUUCAUGAACGAGUUCAACGUGAUCGAGACCUGCGACGACGUGUCCUCCACCGUGGACACGUACGUGGCGAAGCUCAAGGACCUCCGCGCGGGGGGCGCCGUCCUGGAGGGCAUCGGCCUGGAGGGACACUUCCUCAAGCCCAACAUCCCGCUCAUGCGCGCCGUGCUCGACAAGCUCGCCACGCUCGGCCUGCCCAUCUGGUUCACCGAGAUCGACAUCAGCAACCGGUACGACGCGCAGACGCAGGCCGUCUACCUGGAGCAGGUGCUCAGGGAGGCGUACUCCCACCCGGCCGUCACCGGCGUCAUGCUGUGGACGGCGCUGCACCCCAACGGAUGCUACCAGAUGUGCCUCACCGACUGGAACCUCAACAACCUCCCCGUCGGAGACGUCGUCGACCGCCUCCUGCAGGAGUGGCAGACGGGGCAGGCCGCCGGCCCGACCGACGCGCACGGCGCCUACAGCUUCAGCGGAUUCCUCGGGGAGUACAUCGUCUCCGUCACCUACGCCAACAGCACGUCGCAGGCCACCUUCUCGCUCUCUCCCGGCGACGAGACCAGGCACAUCAACAUCCAGAUAUGACCAUACGUAUGUACACGGUACACCUCCUCGGUGUAUAUGGCUUCAAGCUCUGCUGACAUCGUGACAUACUGACAUGUCGUCACGUAUGUGUAAUGGGUGACAGUGUACUGUCACGACUUGUAGGUUGUAAUUGUGGUUACGGAGGUCAGUUAACCAUAAAUUGGUUCGAUUGAACCAUGUACAUGUACCUGGCUCGGGCCGGAGACUCGAACGAACCACGCAAAAA
Oryza sativa Japonica Group (Japanese rice) is the source of this 2149-nucleotide messenger RNA. Its product is annotated as endo-1,4-beta-xylanase 5. Gene Ontology annotation, biological process: carbohydrate metabolic process. The record is from RefSeq and is a predicted model, not a curated record. NCBI's taxonomy places the organism in Eukaryota, Viridiplantae, Streptophyta, Magnoliopsida, Poales, Poaceae. Gene Ontology annotation, molecular function: hydrolase activity, hydrolyzing O-glycosyl compounds.